Catharus ustulatus (Swainson's thrush) is the source of this 1969-nucleotide messenger RNA. RefSeq names its product kinesin family member C1 (gene KIFC1). NCBI's taxonomy places the organism in Eukaryota, Metazoa, Chordata, Aves, Passeriformes, Turdidae. Gene Ontology annotation, molecular function: microtubule binding; ATP binding; microtubule motor activity. Gene Ontology annotation, biological process: microtubule-based movement. The record is from RefSeq and is a predicted model, not a curated record. The transcript has 15 exons. The annotation marks the transcript as partial.
CCCUUAAAGCACCAGCGGCAGAAGAGGCCACGCCCAUCCAGCUUAAAGCCACCCCCACAGACAGCGAGGCCACGCCCAUACGCGAAACGAUCUCGGACCGGUCUCGGGCCCGGAGGCGCCAAGGCCGCGCCCAAGGCCCCGCUCAGGGCCCCGCUCAGGACUCUGGGGCCGGCGGCGGCGGCGGGGAAGAACGAUGUCCCCCGAAAGGCAGCGACAGUGGCGGCUGCUCCUCGGACAGGCUCUGCCACGCGCACCACGGCCCCGGCAGCCGGGAAGGGCCCCCCCAAGCGGCCGCCCUGGGACCUGCGGGGGCAGCUGGGGGAGCUGCGGGAGGCGCUGGGGGAGGCCCAGGGGAGGCUGCAGCAGCUGGACACGGAGAAAAGGGACCUGGAGAGCGGCAACAGAGAGCUGAGAGACAGGCUGGAGCAGCUGCAGAGGGAGCUGGGCGAGAGGGAGAGCAGGGAGAGCAGCCUCAACACCAGGAUUGGCUCCCUGGAGUCGGAGGUGUCGCGGUUCCGCGCGGAGCUGCAGCAGAGCCAGGGCCUGGUGCAGGCGCUGCAGGCCGAGAAACUGCGGCUGCAGGCUGAGGAGGAGCAGCGGCGGCAGGAGCGCGACCAGGCCCGGGGCCAGGCACAGGCCGUGCUGGAGCAGCUGGAGAACACUGAGGCCCGGCUGCAGCAGGCGCAGCAGCAGCUGCAGCAGCAGCUGGAGCAGCUGGCGGCGCUGCGGGAGCUGGAGGCGUCGCAGCGGGCGCUGCUGGCCGAGCACGAGGAGCGCAUCCACCUGCUGGAGAUGGAGCGGCGCCGCCUGCACAACGACAUCCAGGAGCUCAGGGGUAACAUCCGGGUGUUCUGCCGCGUGCGGCCGCUGCUGCCCGAGGAGCGCGAGCGCCAGCGGGGGCUGCCCCACCUGCACUUCCCUGCGCAGGAACCGCGGAGCCUGGUGCUCACCCGGCCUGAUGAUUCUCAGGUGGGGCGGGAGCGGCGCGCGGAGCUGCGCUACGACUUCAGCUUCGACAGAGUCUUCCCCCCUGGGGCCUCCCAGCAGGAAAUCUUCCAGGAGAUCCAGCUGCUGGUCCAGUCAGCCCUGGACGGGUACCCCGUGUGCAUCUUCGCCUACGGCCAGACGGGCAGCGGGAAGACGUUCACCAUGGAGGGCCCGGAGCCGCCGGCGGCGCCGGAAUCGCGCGGGAUGAUCCCGCGGGCCGUGCGCCACCUGUUCCUGGGCGCGCGCGACCUGGCGGGCAAGGGCUGGCAGUACCGCUUCUCCGCCAGCUUCCUGGAGAUUUACAACGAGGCGCUGCGGGAUCUGCUGCUGGCCAAGGGCGAGCGCGGCUCCGAGCUGGAGAUCCGGCGGCUGGCGCCCGGCAGCGACGAGCUGCACGUGCCCAACCUCACCUGGGUGCCCGUGGAGAGCGAGGAGCAGGUGCUGGAGCUGCUGCUCCGGGCGAGCUCCCAGCGCUCGGUGGCUCGGACGGGGCUGAACGAGCGCAGCUCCCGCUCGCACUCCGUGUUCCAGCUGAGGAUCCAGGGGGAGCACGGGGCCAGGGACCUGCGCUGUGCCUCCUCGCUGACCCUGGUGGACCUGGCGGGUUCGGAGCGAUUGGAGAAGUCGGGCUCGGUGGGGAACCGGCUCAGGGAGACCCAGAGCAUCAACUCCAGCCUGAGCGCCCUGGGGCUGGUCAUCAGCGCCCUCUGCAACAAGGAGCCGCACGUGCCGUACAGGAACAGCAAACUGACUUUUCUGCUUCAAAACUGCCUGGGAGGGCAUGCAAAAGUGUUGAUGUUUGUCACCAUUUCCCCCCUGGAGGAGAAUUUUGGGGAAUCCCUGAACUCGCUGCGCUUCGCCAGCAAGGUGAACGAGUGCAUGAUCGGCACCGCCCAGGCCAACCGGAAGUGACGCAAUCCGUGGGGCGGCUCCUUCCCGCCUUUUUAACGCAACAACCAAUAAAGAUUCGCCUUUACUCUGA